Messenger RNA from Lichtheimia ornata, 1092 nucleotides. RefSeq names its product mannose-1-phosphate guanyltransferase. The coding region runs from base 1 to 1092 and encodes 363 amino acids. The transcript is spliced from 6 exons. The record is from RefSeq and is a predicted model, not a curated record. Lineage: Eukaryota; Fungi; Mucoromycota; Mucoromycetes; Mucorales; Lichtheimiaceae. Gene Ontology annotation, biological process: cell wall mannoprotein biosynthetic process; GDP-mannose biosynthetic process. Gene Ontology annotation, cellular component: cytoplasm. Gene Ontology annotation, molecular function: mannose-1-phosphate guanylyltransferase (GTP) activity; GTP binding.
AUGAAAGCACUCAUUCUUGUCGGUGGUUUUGGUACUCGUCUUCGUCCCCUUACUCUCACUUUGCCCAAACCUCUUGUCGAGUUUGCUAAUAAGCCCAUGAUCUUGCAUCAAAUUGAAAGCCUUGCCAAGGCUGGCGUUACUGAUAUUGUCCUUGCUGUCAACUAUCGCCCGGAGAUCAUGGUUGCUGCACUUAAGCAAUAUGAAAAGGAAUUUGGUGUCACUAUCACAUUCUCUGUUGAAACGGAACCCUUGGGUACAGCUGGUCCACUUGCAUUAGCACGCGAGAUCCUCGGCAAGGACGACAGCCCAUUCUUUGUUCUUAACAGCGACAUCAUUUGCGACUAUCCUUUCGAACAACUCAGAGAUUUCCACCUUGCACAUGGAUGUGAAGGCACCAUUGUGGUCACCAAGGUCGAUGAUCCUUCAAAAUAUGGCGUCAUUGUCAAUCGUCCAGAGAGCUCUCAAAUUGAACGAUUCGUUGAAAAGCCCAAGGAAUUUAUCAGCAACAAGAUCAAUGCUGGUAUCUAUGUUCUUAGUCCCAAGGUUUUGGAUCGUAUCGAGCUGAAGCCCACAUCCAUCGAGAAGGAAGUUUUCCCCUUUGUGGCACAAGAUGGCCAAUUGCACACAUUUGAUCUUGAAGGAUUCUGGAUGGACGUUGGUCAACCAAAGGACUUCUUGACCGGCACUUGUUUGUACUUGAGCCACCUUUCCAAAAAGAACCCUGAAGCUCUCGCCAACCCCACCUUGGAUUAUGUGCAUAAGGGCAAUGUUAUGGUGCAUCCAACUGCCAAGAUUGGUAAGGGUUGUCGUAUUGGCCCCAACGUGGUAAUUGGUCCCAACGUUGAAAUCGGUGAUGGUGUUCGUCUUCAGCGAUGUGUGGUACUCCAAGGUGCCAAGGUUAAGGAUUAUGCCUGGGUUCAAUCUACCAUCAUUGGCUGGCACUCUUCUGUGGGUCGUUGGUCACGAUUGGAAGGUUGUUCAGUCCUUGGUGAUGAUGUGACGAUCAAAGACGAAAUCUAUGUGAAUGGCGGUUCUAUUCUCCCACACAAGGGCAUCUCAGCCAACAUUACCGAACCCCAAAUUAUCAUGUAA